AUGCAGCUUGACGGAGCGCGGUCGCAGCACCUCUACGGGGGCCUCAAUGGAAAGUCGAAGGUCGUACGCUUGAGCGCGUCCAAAUUUCCUGACGCAAAGGCCAAGUUUGUUUGGUUUAUCGAGUUCUACUCUGUCAACUGCCCGCACUGCCAGAACGCGGUUCCCGCCGUGGAGGCGGUGGCCGGGAAGCUCGAGGGGAUCGUCAAGGUCGGGGGCGUGAGCUGCGACGCGGACAAUUCGCUCUGCGCCAAGCACGGGGUCCAGAGCCUGCCCUCUUUCAAGCUCAUCCUGGAGGGCAAAGCGAUCGACUACGAGGGGUCCGUGGAGACGAAGUCCAUGCUCGACUUCGUCACAGAGAACUACCCGGCGCCCAUCGCGAACAUUCGGCGGACGGCGGCCGCCUCGGAUUUCUUCAAGGCUGUGGUGGCUGGGAAGAAGGCAGGGGCCAUGGUCCUGUUCACGGACGAGUACGAAACGCCUCUCCUCUACAAAGGGCUCGCUUACCAGCUGAGGGACAAGCUCGCCUUUGGGGAGGUGCGGGCUUCCAACUUGCAGGUCUCGGACCACUUCGGCGUCGGCAAGUACCCCACGCUGCUCUUUUUCUGCGGAGGAGAGGAGGCAAGCGCGGUAGUGGAGUAUGGGAAUGGGAGGGGCGGUAUUGGGAAGGAUGUGAAGACGUUGAAGGAAUGGGCGACAGGGCUCGCGGACAGGAAGGCAUGCUUGGAGGCAGCCAGAAAAGGGAAGCGCUCGGCUCCCAGGAAAAAGCCUAUCAUCGACUUAGAGCAGGAUUUUUCCGCCAUGCGUGUUGCGAAGCUGAGGGCCUUGCUGCAAGAGCAAGGGGACGAGUGUGUGGGCUGCGUGGAGAAGGAGGAUUACGUCCGGAAGAUCAGAGCUCUAGGAGAGCGGCAAAGGAAAUAAGCCGGUGCAUUCAAAGAUUUUGGCGACAAGACUGCAGGGUAUGGAAAAAACAGAGGGGUGGGAGAGUAGUAAGAAAAAAAUUGAAAAGUAAAGUAUCCAUAGAUAUGCGGGGGAGGAGCCUGGAGCUGCGUGGUUCGCGGUGGCGGGCAUUGAAGGGAGAAAAGGAGACGUGGAGUGGCGGCUCUUUGUAUGGAUAGAGGCGUGAGACAAAGAAUCGGAGAAGGAUCUCAUUUAUUAUGUCAUCAACUGCUCCCAAGCAAGAUAGAGAAGGCAAUAAACUAAGCAGAGAGCCACGA
Messenger RNA from Nannochloropsis gaditana CCMP526, 1214 nucleotides. Its product is annotated as molecular chaperone (superfamily). Gene Ontology annotation, molecular function: protein disulfide isomerase activity; protein-disulfide reductase activity. The coding region runs from base 1 to 918 and encodes 305 amino acids. Gene Ontology annotation, cellular component: endoplasmic reticulum lumen. Gene Ontology annotation, biological process: response to endoplasmic reticulum stress. The record is from RefSeq and is a predicted model, not a curated record. The transcript has 2 exons.